UCCCCGUCUUGUCCCCAUACACCUACACGUUCUCGUUAAGACAUGAUUCUCGGACACAACGCCGUCAUCCUUAUACUCGCUCUCUGUGUAAUACUACACACUACUACCGGCAAGUCUAUCGUCGUCAGACGAAGUGCUGAUGGCAACGACAGCGACAACGAUAAUGACGAUACCAUUGACAACGAGAGCGACGACGGCGUUGACGAUGACGACGACGACAAUGGUAUCAUGGAUAUAACUAAGGACGUCCUGGGUGGUCUCAUUGGUGGCUUAGAAGACAAUUCUUUUGCCGAGGCCAUGAAAAACAUCAGCAACGAGAUAGAUGAGUACUUAGAGAAAGUGCCGGAAGAGGAUAAAAAUGAAACAAUAGAGGUGGGGACAAUAGACGGGUAUGACGUGAAGACGAAGAAAACUAUCAUUACCGGAUCAGUUGGUGGAAAAGACGCAGAACUUCAUAUAGAACAGACCAAGGUCAUUGGCAAGCAUGAAUCUGAAGGAAAUGAUGAUGAUGAUGAUGAUGAUGGCAAUGAUAAUGAUGAAGAAGAUGAAGAACUCCCUGACACUGAUGCCUAGGCUGGUACUGCAAUAAGAAAUUGCAUUAUAUUUAUAUGUUGUAAACCAUUAUGGAAAGGGCGUUUAUAAGUUGCAAUAACUUGUGUCCAAUCC
Messenger RNA from Mizuhopecten yessoensis (Yesso scallop), 666 nucleotides. RefSeq names its product nucleolin-like. Bases 43 to 573 code for a protein of 176 amino acids. The transcript is spliced from 4 exons. NCBI's taxonomy places the organism in Eukaryota, Metazoa, Mollusca, Bivalvia, Pectinida, Pectinidae. The record is from RefSeq and is a predicted model, not a curated record.